GACUUCCUUCUUCUGGGCUUCACGGAGCACCCAGAACAGCAGCCUCUUCUGUUUGGGGUCUUUUUGGGCAUGUACUUGAUGACCAUGCUGGGAAACCUGCUCAUCAUCCUGGCCAUCAGCUCUGACACACACCUCCAUACACCCAUGUACUUCUUCUUAGCCAAUCUGUCCUUCAUCGAUACCUGCUUCACUUGCACCAUUGUCCCCAAAGUACUGGUGAACAUCAAGACACGGCACCAUACCAUCUCCUACACUGGUUGCCUUGUGCAGAUGUACUUCUUCAUGGCACUGACACUGCUGGAUGACUUCCUGCUGGCUGUGAUGGCCUAUGACCGCUACGUGGCAAUCUGCCUUCCUCUCCACUACAACACGAUCAUGCGACCACAACGCUGCCUGCUGCUGGUGGCUGCAUCCUGGUUCUGCUCCCACCUCUUAGCCUUCUCACUUACGCUCCUCAUGACUCAGUUCUCCUUCUGUGCCUCUCACUCGAUCCCACACUUUUUCUGCGAUCUUCUCCCGCUCCUCAAGCUGGCCUGUUCAAACACCCAUGUUUUUCAGGUUAUGAUGUUCAUGGAAGCAGCCCUCUCAGGUGUGAUCCCUCUCACCUGUGUCCUCAUUUCUUACGCCCACAUCAUCCACACGAUCCUCAGGGUCCCCUCUGCUGAGGGAAAGCACAAAGUCUUUUCUACCUGUGGCUCUCACCUAACAGUAGUCACCCUCUUCUACGGGACCCUCUUUCUCGUCUACUUUCAGCCAUCCUCCUCCUACUCAGCAGAUACUGGAAUAGUGGCAUCUGUGAUCUACACAAUGGUCACCCCCAUGCUUAAUCCUUUUAUCUACAGCCUGAGGAACAGGACCAUGAAGGAUGCUUUGUGGAAACUCCUUGGCUGGGGAAAAUGCUCUACUCUAUACAGGGUCUUUCCCUGA
Messenger RNA from Echinops telfairi (small Madagascar hedgehog), 927 nucleotides. RefSeq names its product olfactory receptor 1G1-like. The transcript has a single exon. The record is from RefSeq and is a predicted model, not a curated record. Gene Ontology annotation, molecular function: olfactory receptor activity; G protein-coupled receptor activity. Gene Ontology annotation, biological process: G protein-coupled receptor signaling pathway. Gene Ontology annotation, cellular component: membrane. NCBI's taxonomy places the organism in Eukaryota, Metazoa, Chordata, Mammalia, Afrosoricida, Tenrecidae. Bases 70 to 927 code for a protein of 285 amino acids.